Messenger RNA from Pseudoliparis swirei, 3637 nucleotides. RefSeq lists its product as uncharacterized. The transcript is spliced from 5 exons. Bases 2108 to 3436 code for a protein of 442 amino acids. NCBI's taxonomy places the organism in Eukaryota, Metazoa, Chordata, Actinopteri, Perciformes, Liparidae. The record is from RefSeq and is a predicted model, not a curated record. Gene Ontology annotation, molecular function: zinc ion binding.
GAUAGGAGAGGACAAAGACAAAGAAAGUAAAGGUGGUACAAGCAUAGAUGUGUGUUUGUUUUACCUACAUUGUGGGGACAUAAAUAUGAUUACACAGUCACAUUGUGGGGACUCACCUUGCUUUUUGCUCGAUGGCUUUUUGCUCAGCGGCUGCCUGGAAGGUGCCGGAAGGUGGUCCCGCCCCCAAAACUCGGAUCCAAUCAAUGCGCUACCCACUUGGAGCGCAUAUUCAAACCCACUUGGAGCGCAUUUGGAGCGCAUUUUCUGCCCGAGCGCAUAUUCAAACCCACUUGGUUCAACAAUUUCAAAGGUACGGAGCUAAUAUAUUUAUAUUUUUUGGGCCGGCUAAUGUUGUGGUAAUGUUAUUUCAACCUGCUAGCUAGCAGAUAGAUUAUGCUAAUCUUAGCUGUGGUAAUGUCAUUUCAACCUGCUAGCGAGCUAAAUCUGGUUAAAACAUUAGGUAACAAAGUAAGAUUAAUUACUGUAGAUUAAUCACUGUAUUUUAGUGAUUGUUAAUGGUUAGUGGUUAUCUUUCAAAUGAUGCCUGUGAGGCACUUGACGUUGAGACUGGUUGACUUCCAGGCUGCUUUGGAAUAAGGAUACCUCUGAGGCAGCCACCAGUUUUUGGAUAACUCUGAGGCAUCAUAGGUAGUGUUGACUGCCAGGCUGCCUAGUCGUUGGUAUACAGGUUAACUCACAGGCAUCCAGUUGGUUUUAGAUACCUGUAAGGCAUCUAGACGGACAUUAAGAGGGAUUACUAAUAGUUUACUCAAGGGCAGAUGGUGAUUAUAAGGACUUUUGUUGAAAAUAACUUGAUUUCUUAGAGGCUAAUAGGCUUUAUAAUAGACUACAGGUGACUUUGUGACAGCCAGUGGAGAGGAAUCUAGGCAUGGUGGAUUAAAGUUGUGCUCCAGACUGCUUAACACUGACCAUCUAGCCUAUAGUUCAGGUCAUCACAAGAUAAAAUAGUUUAGUAUGUGUGUCUCAGGGAGUCAUAGGCUUAUGUUUUCAUACUUUUUCCCCGUUCAGGCAAUGGAGAAGCAUUGGCUGAAGUCAAUUGAAGAUGGCUUAAAGAAGGAAAGGGACCGAAGAAUCAAGCAAUCCUUUGAAAAUCUUGAAGAGAAUAUUCCUGAGGAAGUUUUCAUGAGGAAUCGCCUUGAUAGGAUAAAUGAAAUGGAAAAAGGAAGAUUCCUUUAUUAAAAAAAAGACCAAAUGUCAUUCAGUGGAGGUGUGAGCGAUCCCACCAUGCAACCGGAUCGUCAACAGGAGAUCCAAUGAAGACAAGGGCAAAUUCUUGUCCAGCGUAUGUGUCCUUUCAGUUCGUAAGCUCAGUCAGUUUUCGAGGUUGUAUUGUCAGAGAAAUGUGCGAACACAGUGGCCAUGACCUCACUAAUAUGGAAGAAAAUGCAACCAAUCGCAUCAAUGAGGAUUUGGUUGAAUUCAUUCACGACUGUAUUUCCAAAGGGGUCUCUAAUAGUGCCAUUCUAUUGAAAGCCACAGACUGGUCACAGAGGCUUGGAAAGACCAACCUUGUGGACAGAACAUACUUUGUCACUCCAGAGGACAUUGUCGGAAUCAGAAGAAGCUUCAACAAAUACAUACAUUUGGAUGGCAAUGACUGUAUAUCAGUGGAAAAACUCAUGAAGGCUGACCUGAAAGACAGUGUUUUACUGUAUCAACCACUGUCACAUAGUGAAGAACAACCCCUCAUCAUUGUCUACAGUUCAGCAUGGCAACUUGAGCAGCUGAAAAAAUUUGGAGGGAAGAUGAUUUUUUUGGAUGCAACCUAUAAAAGUGUCACCCAGUAUGGCUUUGCUUUUUAUGCUGUCAUGGUAAAAAAUGAUGAGGGCAAAGGAAUACCUGUGUCAUUUUUUAUUUUGAGUCAAGAGACAUCCUCAACCUUAGAGAUGUGUCUUACAAAGCUUAAAGAGGCAGCAGAUCUCACACCAAGGUAAGCAAUUAAAAAAACUCCUGUAAAAGACUUCCCUUUCUUGUUGAAAACAUACUUCAAUUGUUAUUUACACUCUGCAAAGCCACAUCACUAUCGUCUUACAUUUUAUUAUGAUUUCAUUGAGCUUACUGUCCUGUUUCCAUUCCCAGGUGUGUUAUGGUUGACCGGGAUCAGAAAGAAAUCAAGGCAAUCAAGACUGUCUUUCCACAUGCAUCUGUGUUGCUUUGCUGGUUUCAUGUACUUCAGGCAAUCCACCGUUGGGUUGUUAAACAAGAUGGAGGCCAUGUCCAAGAUCCAGCUGUGAGAAACAUCAUCGUUCAAGGAAUAUUUUCUCUCAAGCAAUGUCGCACAGAGAGAGUAUUCCAUGAAACUGCUAAGAGAGUCCUUGAACAAAUCAAGACAGCAACAGGGGCGACCAGAGUGUCAAAAUACCUCAGAGAGACCUGGCUGCAGUGUGGGGCUAUGUGGGCCAACUUUGGCCGAAUGUUUUUCCACCACCAAAGUGAGACCAACAAUGUUGUGGAGAGGUUUUUCAACGGAUUGAAAUACAAUUUCCUUGGAGGAUAUUGCAACAAAAGAUUGGAUGACCUACUACUAAUCCUCCAUAACCAUGUGGUGAAGUACUACAGCCAACUUGAUGAGCUCGUUAAUGCUGGUCGAGCCCCCACAAAAGGAUCCCAAGAAAGUGUCAUAUCAGCUGAAAGGAUGAGGUCUCAUGGGCUCGACCAAAACAUCCAGUAUUUGUCUGAGGCCCGCUUCAGUGUACCCUCAGAAAGCAAGCCUGAUGUGUUUUAUGAAGUUGACUUACUGUACAGUGUUUGCCAGUGUCCAGUCAAUGGACAAGGUCAGAAAUGUAAACACAUAGUGUUAGCUCAGAUGGUGUCUGAUGGUCUGAUUGACACAGCUGCACUCAGAGAAGACACAGCAAAUAUGCUAUGUGCAACCAACAGUUUUGUGAGUGAUGAGACAACAGUGAUGGUGCAAAAUGGAGAAAAUGUGGGUAUUGUGAAUCUUGCAAAACAGCAGUGUUCUUGCUUGGCAAGCAGUUAUGGGGAAGUAUGUGUGUGUCUGUUGGUGGCCAACAAAAUUAGUGAAUCAACACUGUCAACCACUGCCUCACAGCCAACCACAACUGUGGACCAGGAAAAUAUAGAAACAGAGAGUGAGCCACCAGUUCACCAGGCAAAAUACUGCAUAAAGGACAUGAUUUAUGAUUUGAGGAAUUGGUGUGAGUCAGAGGAGUAUCAGCCAUCACUUGACCUUUAUACAGCAGUGAAACAUACACACCAGCUCGCCUUUGGCCGCUUCAAAACGGUCUUUAACAAAAGAAAGACUGAGCGACUGCACAAAUACAGGAAACACAUUGAACUUAGCAAAAGACGAAUUGCAAACUAUUCAAAGACAGACCACAACAAGCGGCAGAUACAAACUGUCCAUCACGACGGGGCAUUUAAGCGCAGGCGAAGACAGCGAACCCGUAACUAGUCUUUCCCCAGUUUUCCGACCUGUCCCACACUGCCCCAAUAAAAUAUUUAGAUAAUAUUUAUAGUGUAUUAAAUUCUGCCAUCCUUAGUGCUUAGUAAACUAAGCUGUUUGCGUGUGAAAUUUUGUUUUUACCAUUUUACUGUGUGUAUGAGGGUUGUACUUGGCCUUUAUUUUCAAUAAAGAAUAUGUCACACCCCAUCA